AUGAAAGAGGGUAAACGAGUGUGGAGAAAGACAACCAAGGCAAAAGCAAUUCGUGAACCGAUCGUGGAGUUUAUAUCUUAUCUUAACUUUCUUUUUGUACUUCAAACACCGAGGCCAUAUUCGUACUUGCCUCGAUGGCAGAGUAUCUCCUAA
This is a messenger RNA of Bipolaris zeicola 26-R-13, 153 nucleotides long. RefSeq lists its product as uncharacterized. The record is from RefSeq and is a predicted model, not a curated record. The coding region runs from base 1 to 153 and encodes 50 amino acids. The transcript has a single exon. Lineage: Eukaryota; Fungi; Ascomycota; Dothideomycetes; Pleosporales; Pleosporaceae.